UACAAGACACGAGGCCAGAAAGGAAAGAAAGAAAAGAUCAAAAGCACAAUACAGGGGAGGGAAAGAAGAAGACCAGAAACCAGAAAACAGAGCACAAAGCAAAGAUAGAUAGAUAUAUAUAUUUUUCCUCGACAGUUGUCUUGCCUUUGCUCAAUGUAGGUGCUCAUAUUUUGCUGUUUAACAGAGAAAGUAUCUUUGUAUAUAGAUAUCUCAUUUCAAAAUUAUAGGAAUGGAAUUGAUCAAUCCUUACAUUUGACUAUGUGAAAUCUGUGGUGGCAAAACAUGAGAGUAGGGUCAUUAUCAAAUUUAGUAACAUUGAACUGUAAGGUAAAGGGAGUGUUGGCAAGGAGGUUACUAAACCAAUAAUGUAGAAAGGAACCUCGCAUUUGUGUAUGAGAAGUUUUUAAUUUGGGAGGUUCUGGUGUGGCAAACCUCUUGAUUCUGCAAUUUAGUAGCAUGUCAGAUGAAAAUAUUUAGUAUUUGCAUUUAUAUAUGGAAUGUUUUUAAUCUUUCAUUUUAUCCAUUAUAGGAGAUUAUCGAUAUGUGUGAUUAUGUUGUUGGGCUAAGGAACCUUGGUGAGAUAGUUUGGACUCAACUACUUAUGUGGUGAUAAUCAAUACAAAAUAUCCUGAAUUUUUAGGGAGUUCUAGGACAAUGGUUUCAAUUGUAAGUUACAGACUAAUUGAACUCAUGAGUCAUGCCUAUUGGGUUACUUAUAUGUUGGAAUAGAUAAAAGCCAAUGGGGAUCGCGUCACCGUCAAGAGGCUCGAGAAAAACAAGGUCACUUCAACCAUUGCAGCAUCAAACAUGUAAAGUAGCUUUGGCAAAGCAAGAUUCAUUUAUUCUUAUGCCUACUGGGGGUGGUAGAUGUCUUUGCUAUCCGUUGUAUACCACUAUGAUGACUACUCUCCCUCAACUCAGUGGUCUUAGACCAAAAUUCUUAGCAGCACCUGUGCAGAAUUUGGUUGAUGUCCAACCCAUGAAACGUAAGGGGGAAAUGAUGCUUUGGGAGCUCGGUGUGACUUUAUUGGCUCACCCACUAAUCUGGUGGCAUCUCAUGAUUUUAAAGGCACCCCCAUAUUUUGAUAGGAGUAUUUUUGUUAGAUUAUGGUGGUGGCUUCUACACAACCCUGAUGUUGUGUGCUGGAAGGUUUGGAUUGGUUCCCUCACAAAUAGGAAAACCACUGCAGGGCUAAAGCUGGAGGUGAGGGACCCGGGUUUGCAGGCGGGUGACCAAGCUGGGUUCACACUUGCUGAUACCUUGGCCUGUGGAACUGUUUGCCACAUCAAUGAGCAUGACAGAGAUUGAAUUGAUAUCCACCUAAAGAUCGGGAAAGUUUUUUUUAGCAUUGAUAUUAACAUAUACAAUGUGAAGUGCACAUAUUGAAUGAACAUCGUCACUAAUUUAUAUGGUUAUAGGAAAAAUGAUUAGUGGUAAGGUUUUUCUUCUGAGUGAUGUGAUAUUUAAUAUUAUAUGCAUCACCUUUAACUUUCAGGGAUUAAUAUUAAUUAUGAUUUCAUUAAUAAUUCAAUAAAUAAAAAAUAA
Molecule: messenger RNA, 1546 nt
Organism: Lotus japonicus
Lineage: Eukaryota; Viridiplantae; Streptophyta; Magnoliopsida; Fabales; Fabaceae
Product: photosystem I reaction center subunit psaK, chloroplastic-like
Exons: 4
Coding region: 740-1309 (189 amino acids)
Biological process (GO): photosynthesis
Cellular component (GO): photosystem I
Source: RefSeq, a predicted model, not a curated record